CUAUCCUCAAUAUCUAUCUAAUCUAUUCCUUUCAAAUUUCCGACUAUAGACUCGAAAUUGGACUAAGAAACUCAACCAGUAGAGAGAGAGAAGGAGAGAGAACCAUGUCAAUGGCGACAAUGAACAGCGACCAAGAAGAAUACGAUCGUCUCAAGGAAGUUAAAAAUUUCGACGACUCCAAAAUCGGCGUCAAAGGCCUCCUCGACUCCGGCCUCAUCUCCUCCAUCCCCCGCUUCUUCCACCACCCACCGGAAUCUCGCCCCACCACCACCGCCGCCUCCGCCGCCGUCCUCGUCCCUAUCAUCGACCUCUCCGGCCCCCGCUCCGCCGUCGUCGACGAAGUCCGCAGCGCCGCCUCCACCUUCGGCUUCUUCCAAAUCACCAACCACGGCAUCCCCUCCGCCGUCCUCCGCCGCACCGUCGCCGCCGUGAAAUCCUUCAACGAGCAGCCGACGGAGUCAAAGAUGGCUCACUACCACCGCGAGACGGGCCGCGGAGUCAACUUCUCCACCAACGUCGAUCUCUUCCGCUCCAAAGCCGCCAGCUGGCGCGACACCAUCCAGAUGCGGCUCGCGCCGACCCCUCCGAACCCCGAAGACGUCCCCGAGGCCGUCCGAUCGGAGGUGUACGAGUGGGACCGGGAGAUCGGACGGCUCGGAGACGAUCUGUUGGGAUUGCUAUCGGAGGGUUUGGGAAUUGAGAGGGAGAGAUUGAAGGAAUUGUCGUGCUCGGAGUCGAGGACAAUGGCGGCUCACUACUAUCCGUACUGUCCGGAGCCGGAUAUGACGUAUGGGCUGACGUCACAUACGGAUCCGGGGGUGGUGACGGUGGUGUUGCAAAACCAGGUUGGUGGUUUGCAGGUGAAGCACGGCGGAGAUUGGGUUAAUAUUGAACCUGUGCCUGGUGGUCUCAUUGUUAACGUUGGAGAUAUUCUUCAGAUCAUGUCCAAUGAUGAAUACAGAAGUGUGGAGCAUAGAGUUUUGGCGAACCCCCAUGAGGAGCCGCGUGUUUCGAUUGCAGUUUUCUUCAACUCAAGCAAUAGAGAGAGAUUGUAUGGACCAUUGCCGGAGCUAGUGUCGCCAGAGAAACCAGCUCUUUAUCAACAAUUUACACUGUCAGAUUACAUGCAAAGGUUCUUCAGUAAAGAGCUGCAGGGCAAGACCUUGACAAAUUACUAUAGGCUUUGAAACACAAGAGAGCCUUAUAUGUAAGCAAUAAUGUUUGUCAAUGUUAUUUGUGAAAUUAUGAAUGUAAUAACUGGCUAAAUAAUUUACUCUCUACCAAAAUUUAUAUUCUUGUCGAACAAAUUUUUAUUGAAAAUUAAGCUAUACGACGAGAAAGCUUUAUUUUAUUAUUGUU
Molecule: messenger RNA, 1359 nt
Organism: Camellia sinensis
Lineage: Eukaryota; Viridiplantae; Streptophyta; Magnoliopsida; Ericales; Theaceae
Product: DIBOA-glucoside dioxygenase BX6
Source: RefSeq, a predicted model, not a curated record